GCCAGUGCGUUGUCAGUCGAUCACGCUGUUGCGCGAAACACAUGGAGGCUCGCGGGCACCUCAGGCCGGUGCCGAACACCUCGCGUGGGACGGCGUCGGCGCCGGUGCACGCAACGACGUCGCUCGAAAUGCACCGAGAUGAACCCAACUGAAGAACCUGUGUCAAGUGGGUCUUGCGCCAUCCGGCUUUUUCUCGGCUUGCGGCUAUGCCGUCCUGUGCGUGAUUCUUCUGCGGUUUCAGCGACGUGCAAGGAGACACUCCACACGGCCGUACUUUGGCAUCCUGUCUUUGUGUCCGAAGCCCGACUUUCUCGUUCUUGCGCUGUUUUUGCGAUGUGACUACGCCCCGGCCGUCGCGUGAAAGAGGCAGCACGAUGAACUGACCGAUUCCUCGUCUCAAGUGCUUGACUGUGCUGCGUAUUUUCUGCACGGGUUCAACGGAGUGCUUUCGCAACUUUCUUAGGUCCGCCAACUGGUCAUAGUGACACGGAGCCAUCCCUUUCGUUUCUGACGGACCAUGCAGCUCCACGUGGAUCGCACCGCGUCCAGUGCCAUCCAGCACGCCGCCUUGUUCAACAAUCUCACCACUCGAUACCACCCAGCACUCUCCAACUCCAUCCAACCAGACGAUGGCUCGAGCAGCCUGCGCUUUUCACCGUCCGAGGCCAACCAGUCUCCACCGGAAGACGUGGAUCAACCUUCUUCAUUCAACUAUAUCAACCUGGAAGUGCACUACAUCCUCCUGCUUGCCAUCAUGGUCUCAAGCGUUGCCGUAAAUGGCCUAGUGUUUGUGCUUUUCUACCAAAGACCCUCGGUUCGCAUGACGUCCAACAAAUUCGUCCUGAACAUGGCGAUUGUGCAUCUACUACAGACGUUCCUCAUCCUUCCCUUCGUAUUCGUGUCCGCCAUGUUUCAAGAGUGGAUUUUUGGGGACAUCUGGUGUAAAAUUCACGGCGCUGUCUCCGUGUGCCUCACCAUGGCCAAUGUCUUCUCCAUUCUCCUUAUCGCCGUUGAUCGUAACUGCGCUGUCAACAGUCCACUCCACUACUCCAUGACGAUCACCAAAAAAAGGACCAGCGGUCUCAUCUUAUCUAUGUGGUUUUUCGCUGUCCUCUUAUCCAUUCCACCCCUGAUCGGGGUGUCGGACAUCAAGUACCAAGAAACCUGGUCUAUGUGUACUGUGACCUGGUACGAGACGGACCUUCUCACCAUUGCGUACUCCUGCGUGCUGUGCGUCGUCGGGUUCUUGCUGCCUUUUGUGAGGAUUGCGUGGAUCUACACGUCUAUGUUCAGAGCAGCGCGACGGAACAGUGCCCGCGCCAGACUUCACAACAUCAACACCAGCAGCGCGGAAAUGAGUCCUCCUCCUUCAGCCGGACCUGACGGUCAUCCUUCAUUGUACCUUCAUCGAAGGAUGGCCUGGUCUAAACGCACGUCUUCGCUUAGUCAGGCGUCCUCCUUUUUCGGAGAUGAGUGGAAAGCGGUGCGGACUGGACUUCUCGUUGUAAUCUCCUUCACGGCUUGUUUCUUGCCUUUCUUCUCGAUGAUUCUCAUCGAACCUCACAAAAAAACACGCAAAACUGCGCUGAAAAAACUUCCCGCUAUCGCCAUGUUAUUUCUUUUCUGUUCUUCUCUCAUCAGCCCUUACCUUUACGUGAUUAGAAACAAGGCGACCCGCAAACAUGUCCGCAAGAUGUUUACCUGCCUACGUCGAAAACCAAGUUUUUUCUCCCAGAGAGGUUACCACCACAGUAACCAGAGCCCGCAUCAAGAGCGCAAGUGCUCGGCCGAGAACAUGAUAGUUCCUGGGAGCACCGCUUCAAUUCGUUCAGCAGCAAGCGUAGACUUUGAGAGGCCUCUCGUGACUCACUCGCUCUAUCAAAAUAAGUCGGGAGAUUGGAAGAUUGUCAGCGUCACAAGCGACCCAAGACGCUCAUUGCCCUCUCAUAGCUCCAAUGUCGGAAGCAUCCUCCUGCAGCAGCCGCUACGCGUGGACGAUGCUAUGCAGCAACCGUACUAUCAACAUAAAUGUGGGCCGGGUCUCCGUGGAGCAGCACUCCGGAACGGAUUCUAUCGGCGAGCGUCGUUAGAUAGUUCAAAAAUGUUUACUACUCGUUUUCCUAGUGCCAUAGAACGCGAUCCCGACAUGCAUUCUGUUCGGGCCACCAGUGCAGGUGACAGAAGCAUGUCAUUCCGCGUCCGAGGCCGCUUCGCCAACAGAGAGGAGUCAACAGAGACGUGCAACACGUCCUGCAGCAGCAGCUACGGCCAGGAUGAAUGGGGUCGCCACUUUCUAGACCAGUCUCAGCGUCGCAACAGCGCUGCCAGACGCGAGUCCCACGGCAGUGCGUCCGCCAUGGUCGUCAACGAAACGCAUCCGCUGCCAGGGAUCGCCCAAGUCCACCACUACAGUGGAAUCAACGCCCCAGUGGCUACUACUAACUACUGCUGCCGGCCUGUACUCAAACGCGGCAGGUCGUUCGCCUUUGACGAGCAAGAACUAAGCAUUGCCUACCCUCCCCAAAGGAUAUCGCAGUCCGGUGGGCUACGCAAGUCCUACUUCGCAGGGACAAAAAACUCGCCAAAGCAUGGUUCCAGCGAGACGACCACCACAACGCUGGAGUCCUCCACAUCCACAGAAUCUCAAGACGUGCCGACAAUGAUGUCCCCGCAUGCAACAUCGCCACCCUCAUCAUACCACUACCCUCAGCACUUCCUUCAUCACCACCAGACCCACGCGUCCGUACAUCCCAGCACCAUUACUCCUCUGCACCCUCACACAUUUGUGCCACAUGAGUGCCAGGAACGAAGGGACUCUGGCUUCGAAGACACUAUGCUGGGGAAAUGUGAUAUUUGUUAUACAAUCGUCGACGAAUCGGGUUCCAUCAAAGCUGUCAAAUUUAUAGAACAAUGAUGAAAGCUCAUAAGUAGAAAAGUACUAUGAAUUAUAAAAAAUAUGCAGGGGGCUAAACGACAACCCUUUUUUUUUACGCAGCACAAUAUGGGAUAAAGUUUUGAGAUAGCUUGCAGUUUGACCUGGGUGCACUGCUGCGCAAAACGGUUCAAUACUCUGAAAUAGUCUGAAGCACAAGACGCAUAUUUUUAUUUUCUACUCCUCGCCAUUUUAUGAAGUGUCUAGGGAAAACAUGGUGAUAUCAUCUUGCCAAAUGUAACUCUUUCUACGGUAUAUAAGAGCAGCUAUAUUUUUAAUGAAUAACUAAACGAGGCUCUUGAUUCUAUAGACGCUGAACAAGAGAAAGCUAUUUAUAGUGAAGGGUUGCUACGUGAUUUUACAUGUCUAUAUUGCGGGCACAUGAAACUAAUCAUUGACGGCUGCAGCGAUUCACAAGAUAUUUCCAUCAGGGUGCAAAAGGCCAUUAAACGAAGAUGAUGAUGGACAAUGAACACCAAUCCGUGAUGCGUGACAGUCAUUCGCGUUGUGCGCAGCAUGAACGGUGCCUCAAAUUGAAUUAACAUUGUAUGGUGUUUGUGUGUGUUUUUUUUAUGACGUGUGUUUCCAUUACUUUCUUGUUGAAUGUGUUUAUGAGGAUUUUACUUCUUAUAUUGCAAUUAUUUAACACAAUAAAGAUAAACCACGUUAAAGGUUAGCCUAAUUUGGUCACUUCGAACUGUUGCAAAUGAUCUGAUUUUAUCACCUCUCAACUUUUAAGACCUGAAUUCAAAGCUUUUGUUUAUCGUGGAGCAAAGAACAGUCAACUAAAAACUAUGUAGCUAAGCGUAUAAAGCGUUGUAGCAUUUCGCUUGUCUGUAAUUUAUAUAGUGCCUUUUUAAUUAAAUAAUUUAAGCGGAAAUAUUAUUAAUAAGCUAGUGCUAAAGUGUAUUCCACAAGGUGCUGUUAUUAUCCGAGUUGACUGAUUUAUCGCAAAGGUUAUGUUCGUGCACAUCCAGUUUUCUACAAGCACAUCGUCGUUCAAAUAUUUGUCGUGUGUUGCAUUCCAAGGUGUGUACGUGCCCUCCUAUGAAUUGUUUUUGUAGAUGCAGAUAUUUUUCUGUCUACUAGUUAAGUUUAAAUGUUGUUAGGUGUUGUUCGCUGCGUCGUUUCGGAAGUGCUACUUGCUUAUAUGUUUGAGUCUAACAAAGCCAUUGUGGCAGUGAGAGAAGGAGGGGGAAACCUAUGUACAGCUUUGUGCACGCCCAAGCACAAUGGGAUCGUUGGUGUUUCUUGGAUAUUUUUGCUGAUUGAGAUGGGUAUAUAUAUAUCCAUAAUUAGGCUCCUGGCUACAGUUUACUAUCCUAAUCUGCAUGGUUUGGACACGUUAUUCGUUAUUUUGAUAUGGUCGUGCAUAUUCUAUAAAAGGGGCCUAUAUGUAGGCUUCUUAACAAGAUCUUGAUAUGUAGACACUCUAGGCUAGGCAUUUUGUCGCUCCGAAGCAACAACUCAUUGUUUAAACGUGAAAUGUACGAGAUGAUAUAUAUAUAUAUAUAUAGGCCGUGCUGGCAACAAAUAUGCGAGAUAUGAAAUCAACGCUCUUUUUUGUGCUCCAUCGUGUCUCGAUCUAAACUAAUCGCAUUUAUAAUACUCGCAUUUUUGUAAACCAUAUAUCUAGUCCUGCCAUAUGAAUGAUACAAUUGCCCGAAAAUUCACACCGAAGGGGCCAAAUUUGCCAGUCACUGCCGAACUGUUAUUGAGCUUUAAUGUUUUACUUUUGUUACUCUCAAAUGAAAGCACUUCUGUGAAGACGAUCAAAGAGGUUUCCUUGUUCUCAUCAAAUUUAAGGAGCAAGUAUGAACUCAAUAUACUUUGCAUAGAAAAAGUAUAUAAUUAUAUUGCAUACACCAACCAUAAGAAGAGCUACAAUAUCUAGCCCAUCCAUUUUUGAUAACACCAGCUGACGACACCUCCGAAACGCCUAAAUCAAAAGGCAGCACAUUAUGCAAUUGUAUUAUCUAAAACAAGCUUCAUUAUUUUUUUUUACUUUUUUAACAUAGUACAAUUUGAGAAAAAAUUUCUUGUUUGAAAAAAACAAUGCUCGAAACGGCAAAUUGUUAAAAAAAAUUUAAGCAUUUCAAUAUGAUUGAAACCCACCUGUGAAUCGUUUUUCUCAGAGAAAUCAUAUAAUUCAACUUGUUAAAUGCCUUAAUAAGAAGUUAGUUACGUUGGCCUAUUUUUGCCUACGUUUGUUAUUCUGCUUAACAAAACUGUCGGUGAUUUAUCAAUUUUGUAUCUACCUCUCCUAGCUCUCUUCAAACAAGGUCAAUGAUUCCUGUCCAAGUGUUGAUUAAUAUAGUUUUACCAUUUUUAUUUAAUGCGUUGAUAAAAGAGCUUCCUACCAAAAGCGUAAGUUUGUAACAAAGUUGUCUUGAUGGCAUAGUCAUACAUUAUUGAGAAGUUUGAGACAAAGCUUUCCCAAUUAUGAACCGAAGUUGCCAUGGGAUGGAACCAUAUAUGAAACGAUGUGACUCAAUCAUGUUCUUGCGAAGUGAAAGAUAUAUGCUCUAUUCAAUUCUGAAGAGACAAUAAAUUAUUUGUUUUCAAACUUU
This is a messenger RNA of Ixodes scapularis (black-legged tick), 5502 nucleotides long. RefSeq lists its product as uncharacterized. Gene Ontology annotation, molecular function: G protein-coupled receptor activity. Lineage: Eukaryota; Metazoa; Arthropoda; Arachnida; Ixodida; Ixodidae. The record is from RefSeq and is a predicted model, not a curated record. Bases 518 to 2914 code for a protein of 798 amino acids. The transcript is spliced from 2 exons. Gene Ontology annotation, biological process: G protein-coupled receptor signaling pathway. Gene Ontology annotation, cellular component: membrane.